Scleropages formosus (Asian bonytongue) is the source of this 4465-nucleotide messenger RNA. It is a transcript of the gene mybbp1a, whose product is annotated as MYB binding protein (P160) 1a. Gene Ontology annotation, cellular component: nucleolus. Bases 28 to 3954 code for a protein of 1308 amino acids. The transcript is spliced from 27 exons. Gene Ontology annotation, biological process: regulation of DNA-templated transcription. Gene Ontology annotation, molecular function: RNA binding; transcription corepressor activity; transcription factor binding. The record is from RefSeq and is a predicted model, not a curated record. Lineage: Eukaryota; Metazoa; Chordata; Actinopteri; Osteoglossiformes; Osteoglossidae.
CGGCGCCGGGUCGCAAACUCGCAUGGCAUGGCCGCCGCGGCAGCAGCAGCAAGCAUGGGCGAGAUAGACGGCGAGGCUGUCCGGCCCAGAGUGAGCGAUGCGAAGGGAAUCCUGCGGCAGAGUCGGGAGUUCCUCGACUUCUUCUGGGACAUCGCGAAACCGGAGCAGGAGACGCGGCUGAAGGCGAUCGAGAGGCUCACGGAGCACCUGAAGACGAGCGAGAAGAAGAAUGAGUCAGAUGAGCUCAAGUACACCCUGAAGAGGUUGGUGGAUGGCCUGUCACACAGCAGGGAGGCAGCUCGCCCGGGCUUCAGCCUGGCCUUGGCGCAGGUCCUCGGUGUGUUUGAGGAGAUCCCGCUGCAGACAGCACUGGACCAAAUCAAGGAAAAGCAUGACCUGCACAAAGUAAAGAAGAAACUGGUGAGAAAUGCUGCGUUUGGCCGCUUCUUCGGUGUGCUCGCCUUGUCCCAGUCGACCCGCCUCCAUAAGGAACCCCAGGUCCUGGUUCAGUGUGUCCAGCUGCUGCAGAGCCUGGCCCAGUACAGAGAACACCUGAGAGACCUGCCCAGGAAGACCAUGGUGGACAUCCUGUCUGAGACCAACGAGGAGGUGUUUCAGGAGGUGCUGCUGGGGGCCCUCCACAGCGAUCUCUCGUGUGCUUUCAGCACCCCAGAGCAGCUGCAGCUCCUCCUCGUGGCCAUGCAGAGGUUUCCCGAUGUGCUCAAACCCAAGAAGCUGAAGAAGCUGCUGGGGACUGCGACUGUCAUCACCGAGGAGAACAUCCCAAAGUUGGUCGAGGUGUUGAAGAUGGCUGCCCGCUCGGCGAAGAAGGAGCACGUGCUUCCUGCCGUGGCCCUCGACCUGCUGCAGGUCUCGCUCAGGGAGGACAGAUUUGAGCUGUUCUGGAGGGAGGCCGUCGUCGGGGGCCUGCUCACGGACCAGGCGGGACCCAGCAGCUACAUGUGCUACCGGCUGCUGGCGAGCGCCCUGCCCCUGCUGCCCCUCCCGCAGCUGCGCCGCAUGCUCUCCGGGGAGGUGAUGCGACACUACGGCCAGCAUGUCGUGUCCGCUCAGCUUCCGGACCGCUUCAAGUUUGCCCCCGAGAUGGAGACUCGCGUGGCAGAGUUCCUGACGGGCUGCUCCGACGCGGAGAAGCAGCUGGCCGUCAUGGUGGCCUUCUCGACGCUCACGAACCAGGGAUACCCGGUGGUGCCGAGCUUCUGGAAGGUGGUGCAGAACCUCCGGCCGGCGGUGCUGCGGCGCUACGUGGACUGGCUGAAGGACACGUUCUGCCGACCGCAGCUGGACUCCUGCCUGGACUUCAGCACGCGGAGACAGCGGGAGAACCAGGAGGAGGGGGUGCAGGACAAGCAGUGUGUGUUCCGCCUGCGUAAGUGGAUCGUCCCACGACUCGUCUCCAUCGUGGAGAACAGCCAGGUGAAGAAGGACGAGGAGCUGGUCAUGGACAUUGCCAGAUUUGUCUUCUUCCAUGCGUUUUUUGACGUAAAGAAAUCAACCCCUGACAUACCAGAGACGGAGAGCACCCUGUCUGCGCCCCUGGACACCAGCACCCGGGACGUUGUGGCCAGUUCCUUCUUUGGCCUGCUGCAGCACCUCAACCACCUGGGCGCCCUGGGCGACUGCACUGAAGGGAUCGCUCCCCACGAGCGCCGUGUUCAGGGCGUCACGGCUGAUGGCAGCUUGUGGAUCUACUGCCUGGUCCAGUACGCCGACCGGCUCCUGAAACACACAAAGUAUGUGUGCUGCGCGCGACCUAUGACCCCUGACGAGAGGGCAGCCUGGGACAGCAUGCUGGCGUCUGUCGAGGCCCUUCGAAAGAGAGCCAAGGCCAAGAAGAUGCACGUGGGAGAAGCUUCGGCCUUCCAGCAGCUCCUCCUGCUCAUGGGCAUCUACCUGUUUAAGGCCCCCGAGGAGAGUGUGGAGCUGCUGCAGGACCUCCAGAACUGUAUGGCCAAAGCUCAGGAGAAAAAGGCGAGGAAGAAGAAGACGAAAGCAGCUGCUGGCGCCGCGGAGGAGGACGAGGAGCCCCACUGGGUGGAGGUCUUGGUGGAAAUCCUGCUUUCGCUGCUCUCCCAGCCCAGCCGCCUCAUCCGGCAGGUGUGCAACGCCGUCUUCAGCAGGAUCGCAGCCCACCUCACUCCGGCGGCUCUGCACUCCAUCUUGGACGUCCUGGACCCCAGGAAGGAGGGCGAGGGGCAGGACGCUCUGGUGGUGACGGACGAAAGGGACACGGACAAAAGGAGGAAGUGCAGCAGUGAGGAUGAGGAAGAUGAGGAAGAGGGCAAAGGCGAGGUCAUAACUAGUGAGCGUGUUCCUCAGAACGAGGACUCUGACUCUUCGGAAGAAUAUUCCGAUGACGAAUCCGUGGGCGACGAUGAGGAGGAAGAGGAGGAGCAAGAUGUUGACCAGAACUUCCGGCUGGAGCUGAUGAAGGUCCUGCAGGGCCAGAACGCUCUGGCCGCCAAAGAGGACGGCAGCGAGGACGAGGAGCUGGACGACGAGGCCAUGAUGAAGCUGGACGGCAGCAUCGCCACCCUCUUCGCCGAGCAGAAGAAGAGGAUUCAGGCCAAGAAGGAUGAGAAGGAAAGGCUGCGCAAGGAGAAGAUGCUUGUGAGGGACUUCAAGAUAAAGGUGCUGGACCUCCUGGAGAUCUUCCUGAGCAAGCAGUCGGAGAGCCCCCAGGUGUUGGGUGUUGUGGAGCCCCUGCUGGCCGUCAUGGAGAACGCCAUGAGCCGGGACACGAACCAGCAGGAGCAGGACUUCCUGCGCAAGACGGCCGACAUCUUCAUGAACCAGCUGUGCAAAGCGAAGCGCUACUGCAGGAACAUGGGCGACAUGAAGGAGGAGCUCCACGACAUGCUGGACAGGCUCGUGAGCCGAGCGCAGAAGCUCUCCGACUCCUCCGUGUCGCUCUACUACUUCAGCGCGUCCCUCUACCUGCUCAAAGUGCUACGCGGCUCGGUGUCUCCGUCGCUCCGUGGAAACGAGGAGGAAGCGUCCGCAGAGCAGGCCGGGGCCAUGGGUGCCGUGGACGUGGACCGGGUGACCGCUCUCUACAGGGGAGCCCUCACUUCCUUCAUGACUCACAGGAAGAGUUCCCUCUCCGGAGGGAUGUUCACAGAGCUCUUCACGCGCUUCCCAGUGCUGUGUGUGCGGCUCCUGGACACGGCAGCAGAAUUCAUAUCGGGCGGCGUGAGGCAGUACCAGCAGGGUGAGGCGUGUACCGUAGUGCUGAGGGGUCUGCAGACGCGUGACGUGCAGCAGCUGCUCCCGGACCCCCGCUGGAAGGACCUGUGUGAGAAGACACUGGGCUACCUGGUGGAGACCCUGAAGCCUGUAACAGAGUGUAAGCUCAAGGUGGACCAGGAGAAGGUACUCAAAGUCCUGGAGCUCAGCCAGUUCCUCCUGAAGAACAUCCGGCAGAAGGCGCUGUCGGUGAACCUGGAGCCGCUCAGAGACGCCCUGCUGCCCCUGAAGGAGGCCCACGGCUCCCACAGCUCCAGGAGACUCCAGGACACCUACUGGAACGUCCUGCGGCAUUUUGGCAUCCUCAAACCCAAAGGUGAGAAGAAAGAGAAGAGUAAGAAGGACACCGAGUUGCAGCCCCCACAGGGCUUGCGCAAGAAGAAGGGCUUCCUCCCGGAGACCAAAAAGAGGAAGAACCGCAAGAAGCCGGUGGUGCAGGAAGGGAAGAGCCCGGCAGGGGGGCGGCCGGGCUCCGGGGCCACUCCGAGGACCCCCGCGGGGGCCGCUGCACAGGACGAGCAGCACGAAAAGAAAAGGAGCAAGAGCAGUAAAAAGAAGAGGAAGCAGCAGGGCGGCGCUCAGGGAGCAGGAGCGACUCCCGCUAAGAAGGCCAAAGCAGAGUCUGCCGAGCUCCAGCAGCAGCAGAAGAAGAAGAAGAAGAAGAAACGGGAAGGAAAGGGUAAAUAAGGGUAAACUAACAACUGUGACUGAGUGACGAACGCUGUACUGACUGAAAUGAGGAGCUGCUUUGUGGUGCUGCGAUGCUCCUUUAGCCACAUGCUCUUUUCAGUAAAACACAGCUGCUUUGUCAGUAGACGCAGAUCCCAGGACUGCAGUUCCAGCAAAAUGGCGCAAAUAAUUUGGGCCGGUGUGGCUGCACCCCCCCACCCCCACCCCCACCCCCAACAGUUCAGCUGGGGUCACGGAGCCAAGAUCAGGGUUGGGGGAUCACCGGCUCCUGUCCCGUUUCAGGCAGAACUGUUGGCCCACGUGGUCUAAACUUGCAACCCAAGAUGAGGUCACUCACUUCAGCAGCACUAGCAGUGGGUUACCAUGGUAUACAUUCUCUCACUGGCUUUGCCCUCCCCUGCUCUGAGUUCUGACGGUUGUCUAUCUUGCUUCAGUCUUUGUGUCAAAUGUUUGUAUUUGAUACCUUUUUUAGUAGGCAGGACGCCCUGAAUUAAAGUUUCGCCAUGUG